ACCCCCGCCAUCGCAGCCACCAACUACCCUGCCCCCUACUACUCGACCUCCUACCACGCGUCCACCGACUACCCAACCCCCUACUACACAGCCACCAACUACCCAGCCCCCUAUUACCCAACAUCCUACAACUCAACCACCAACUACCCAACCCCCGACAACGCAGCCACCAACUACCAAACCCCCGACUACCCAACCUCCUACCGCCUGGCCACCUACCACCCAACCACCUACUACCCAACCUCCUACAACUCAACCUCCUUCCACCCAACCCCCGACAACACAGCCACCAACUACCCAGCCCCCUACUACACAGCCACCAACUACCCAACCCCCGACAACCCAGCCCCAUACUACUCAACCUCCUACCACUCAACUUCCUUCCACUCAACCCCCGACAACACAGCCACCAUCAACCCAGCCCCCUUCUACUCAACCUCCUACGACUCAACCUCCUUCUACUCAACCUCCUACCACCCAACCACCGUCAACGCAGCCACCAACCACACAGCCCCCUACUACUCAACCUCCUACCACUCAACCCCCUUUCACCUACCCCCCGACUACACAACCCCCUACCACGCGUCCGCCGAUUACCAAACCACCUACUUCUCACCUACCAACUACCCAGCCCCCUUCUACUCUACCACCUACCACUCAACCUCCCACCACUCAACCCCCAACAACACAGCCCCCUAUGACACAUCCACCAACUACCCAACCCCCGACAACUCAACCUCCUUCUACUAAACCUUCUACCACCCAACCCCUGACAACACAACCAGCAACUACCCAACCCCCUACUA
Molecule: messenger RNA, 806 nt
Organism: Strongylocentrotus purpuratus (purple sea urchin)
Lineage: Eukaryota; Metazoa; Echinodermata; Echinoidea; Camarodonta; Strongylocentrotidae
Product: adhesive plaque matrix protein-like
Exons: 1
Source: RefSeq, a predicted model, not a curated record